UCACUGGCAGAAGAGAGAAAUAACAGGCCAUGUUCACGGGUGUGCUGUGUUGGUAGUGGCCUGUUCGAGUAGUAGUGAGCCCCGUUUUGCUCUUCUAAAAGACAAGUUCGAGCUGGACGGUCCAGCGACUCCAAUGGCUGUCGCGGGUGCCGGGCUUUGUACGGUGAAAGUGGAGGAGGACUCACCCGGGAGUCAGAAGUCCUUCGGAUCCGGGGAUUGGCAGAACCCCGAAACUUCUCGACAACAGUUUAGGCAGCUGCGCUACCAGGAAGUGGCCGGCCCGGAGGAGGCGCUGAGCCGACUCUGGGAGCUGUGUCGGCGGUGGCUGAGGCCGGAGCUGCGCUCCAAGGAGCAGAUCCUGGAGCUGCUGGUGCUGGAGCAGUUCCUCACCAUCCUGCCGCAAGAGCUCCAGGCCUGUGUGCGGGACCACUGCCCUGAGAGCGGGGAGGAGGCUGCGGCCUUGGCGCGGACUCUACAAAGAGCCCUGGACCGAGCCUCCCCACAGGGCUUUGUGGCUUUCAAGGAUGUGGCUGAAUCUCUGACCUGGGAAGACUGGGAGCAGCUGGCUGCAGCUCGGAAGGGUUUCCAAGGCACAAAGGACCCUGGGAGCACAGUUCUGCCUGGCUUGGAAACCAGAGCUUCAAACACAGACUGUAUUCCAAAGCAAGAAACUUUAAAGGGAGCAGAGCCACAGGCAUGGAUACACGAAGUGUCCCAGGGAAGGGUCCCACUAUUCACUGAGUAUGGUGCCCUUGAGGAUUGGGAAGAAAAGCUGCCAAAAGACACUGUAUUGCUGCAACUCCAGAGUUCUACUGAAGAGCAAGGACGCACCACCACCUCACCUCUCAUCAGUGUGCCCAAGGAAGAAGGGGUUUCUAAAAAUAAUGAAUUUGGGAACAAUGCCAGCUUUGGCAUUGCUCAGCACAUCCAGACAGCAGAGAGGCCUGGUACUAAUGGUGAAUAUGAGAACGAUCACAAACAAGGCUUCCAUGUGAAAUGCCAUACGGUGAAACCUCACAACUCUGUUGACAAUAGUUUGGGGCUCCAUGAAGACAAACCCUAUAAAUGUGACAGCUGUGAGAAGAGGUUCAGACAGCGCUCUGACCUCUUCAAACACCAGAGGACCCACACAGGUGAGAAGCCCUAUCAGUGCCAGGCGUGUGGGAAAAGCUUCAGCCAGAGUGCUGCCCUUGUUAAACACCAGCGGACACACACAGGCGAGAAGCCAUACGCAUGCCCAGAAUGUGGGGAAUGCUUCAGGCAGAGCUCACAUCUCAGUCGGCAUCAGAGAACCCAUGCCAGCGAGAAGUACUAUAAAUGUGAGGAAUGUGGGGAGAUCUUCCAUAUUUCCAGCCUUUUUAGACAUCAGAGACUACAUAAAGGGGAGAGACCCUAUAAAUGUGAGGACUGCGAGAAAAGCUUCAAGCAGCGCUCAGACCUCUUUAAGCAUCAGAGGAUCCACACGGGAGAGAAGCCCUAUGUGUGUUUUGUGUGUGAGAAACGCUUCAGUCAGAGUGCAACCCUCAUUAAACACCAAAGGACUCACACGGGAGAAAAACCUUAUAAAUGUCUUGAGUGUGGUGAGAGAUUUAGACAGAGCACACACCUUGUCCGACACCAAAGAAUCCACCGAACUAUGAUCUCCUAGCUUUCA
This is a messenger RNA of Phodopus roborovskii (desert hamster), 1654 nucleotides long. It is a transcript of the gene Znf394, whose product is annotated as zinc finger protein 394. The transcript is spliced from 3 exons. NCBI's taxonomy places the organism in Eukaryota, Metazoa, Chordata, Mammalia, Rodentia, Cricetidae. Gene Ontology annotation, molecular function: RNA polymerase II cis-regulatory region sequence-specific DNA binding; DNA-binding transcription factor activity, RNA polymerase II-specific. Gene Ontology annotation, biological process: regulation of transcription by RNA polymerase II. The record is from RefSeq and is a predicted model, not a curated record. Bases 134 to 1648 code for a protein of 504 amino acids.